Molecule: messenger RNA, 1756 nt
Organism: Trichoderma citrinoviride
Lineage: Eukaryota; Fungi; Ascomycota; Sordariomycetes; Hypocreales; Hypocreaceae
Product: acetylglutamate kinase
Exons: 1
Coding region: 164-1756 (530 amino acids)
Biological process (GO): L-arginine biosynthetic process
Cellular component (GO): cytoplasm; mitochondrial matrix
Molecular function (GO): arginine binding; N-acetyl-gamma-glutamyl-phosphate reductase (NADP+) activity; L-glutamate N-acetyltransferase activity, acting on acetyl-CoA as donor
Source: RefSeq, a predicted model, not a curated record
AAAGCCGGUGACUCUUUUUUUCCUUAUCUGAUCUACCUAAUAUAAGGUCCCCUGCCCGUCCUCGUCUUCGCCGGUCUCCUCCCCUCGGCCAUUGUUUCCUUCUUUUUCUUGCUCUCUCUCCCAAGCCUCGCCGGGCCAAUUGGACCAGACAAUCUCGCGAACCAUGCUUUCUGCCACCUCUGCAGCCUUGCGGGCCGGAGCUCGACGAGGUGCGCCCAGGACCGCUGCGGCCGCGGCUGGCGCAUCUGCUCCGAACGUCGUCCGAGGCCCGAGCCCGAGCCUGGGUCUGGGCCUGGGCCUGGGUGCGGCCGGCCGCCGGGGCCUGGCGUCCCUGCCGACGAGGGAUCGGACGCGCGAGAUUGUCGCCCAGACGGUCAGCAGCAUCGGCAGCAAGCGCGAGGGCCAGCAGUACCUCAAGCUCUUCACCUCGGUCGAGUCCCAGAAGUUCGCCGUCAUCAAGGUCGGCGGCGCCAUCCUGACCGAGUACAUUGACGAGCUGUGCCGCAGCCUGCUGUUCCUCUACGAGCUGGGGCUGUACCCCGUCAUCGUCCACGGCGCCGGCCCGCAGCUGAACCGCCUGCUGGAGGAGGCCGGCGUCGAGCCCCAGUUCGAGGAGGGCAUCCGCGUCACCGACGCCAAGACGCUCGGCGUGGCCCGCAAGCUCUUCCUCGAGGAGAACCUGAGGCUGGUGGACAGGCUGGACUCGCUGGGCGUUGCCACCAGGUCCAUCAGCGGCGUCUUCAUGGCCGACUACCUGGACAAGGAGAAGUGGCAGUACGUCGGCAAGAUUACAAAGGUCAACAAGGAGGCGAUUGAAAAGUCGAUUGAGGCGGGCUACAUUCCCGUCCUGACCUCCAUGGCCGAGUCCGAGGAUGGCCGACUGCUCAACGUCAACGCCGACGUUGCUGCCGCCGAGCUCGCCCGCGCGCUGGAGCCCCUCAAGGUUGUGUAUCUGUCCGAAAAGGGCGGCUUGUUCGACGGCGAGGGAGAGAAGAUUUCGCACAUCAACCUGGACGAGGAGUUUGACCACCUCAUGUCGCAGCCCUGGUGCCGAUACGGCACGCGACUCAAGAUCAAGGAGAUCAAGGAGCUUCUCGACACCCUGCCGAGGACUUCCAGCGUGGCCAUCAUCCACCCCAGCGAUCUGCAAAAGGAACUGUUCACAGACUCUGGCGCCGGCACAUUGAUCCGACGCGGUGACAAGAUCCAAAAGGUCUCCUCCGUGGCCGACUUUGAGGACUUGGAUAAGAUCAAGGAAGCCCUGAUUCGCGACCGCGAGGGACUGGAUGCCGAAGCAACUGUUGACCGGUUCAUCGACUUUUUGCGAGAGAACCCCUUCACUGCCUACUACGACGACGCGCUCCAGUGCGUCGCCAUUGUGAUCCCCGCUGGCAAGGACCGGCCGAUGGCCACCCUUGCGACCCUGGCCAUCACCAAGUCCGGCUGGCUGACCAACGUGGCGGAGAACGUCUUCGCGGCCAUCAAGAAGGACCACCCGAGCCUUGUCUGGACCGUGAGCGAGAACGACGAGAACCUGACGUGGUUCUUUGAAAAGGCCGACGGCAGCUUCAACCGCAACGGAAGCGUGCUGUUCUACUACGGCUGUGAUUUGCGAUCUGACGCCCUGGCUCCGGUCUACGACGACUUUGUCUCUCACGGACGCGCCAUGCUGGGCGAUUCCAACCUCGAGGCCCGGCUUCGCCGCGCGGCCCAGGCUGCCAGCCAGGCGCUGAGGGACUCUCAGGGCCGAGUUUGA